This is a messenger RNA of Ananas comosus (pineapple), 1742 nucleotides long. RefSeq lists its product as uncharacterized. The coding region runs from base 303 to 1325 and encodes 340 amino acids. The record is from RefSeq and is a predicted model, not a curated record. Gene Ontology annotation, molecular function: mRNA binding. NCBI's taxonomy places the organism in Eukaryota, Viridiplantae, Streptophyta, Magnoliopsida, Poales, Bromeliaceae. Gene Ontology annotation, cellular component: cytoplasm. The transcript has 7 exons.
CGACAAAGCCCGAGCGAGAAUAUACUUCCCGAAUAGUUCCCUCCCCUCCACCUGCGGUUGCUUUAUAUGCAUGUAAGGGUUCCUCUCUCUCUCUCUCUCUCUCUCUCUCUCCCCCUUGCCCCUCCACGGCUCCUCUCCUCCCCCUCUUCCCUCUCUCUCUCUCUCUCUCUCUCUCUCUCUCUCUCUCUCUCUCAGAGCCUAGGGUUUGAUCGAGAAGCACAAAAGCCGCUUCUCGCAGAAGCGGAAGCAGAAGCGGCAUCGUCCGCUUCGGCCGCGGGGGAAGGGGUGCAGAGGAGGUGGAGAUGGCGGGGGAGGGAGGGUUGGGGCGGGAGGGGGACUGGGACUGUGGGGGGUGCGGCAACCGCAACUACGCCUUCCGCUCCCUCUGCAACCGCUGCAAGCAGCCGCGCCUUCUCGUCGACGCCCACACCCCCCGCGACUCCAAGUGGCUACCCCGCAUCGGCGACUGGAUCUGCGCCGGUUGCAGUAACAACAAUUAUGCGUCCAGAAAGGAGUGCAAAAAGUGUGGCCAGCCAAAGGAGGAGUCGGCUCUCCCAGCAAUUGCAAUGCAUGGAUUAUCUCUGCCAGCAAAUUAUGCACAUUAUUUUGCCAGAUCAGCACAGGAAUUAGCAGGGUUGAAGAUGAAUUACUUGGCUCUACAGCAGUCACUUCUACAACAAAACCCUAAUUGGUUGUAUGGCGGGUUUAGUAGAUAUGGGCUUCAAUCUACUCCUGAUUGGACAUUCAGUGGAAGUAGCAGUAGUGCGGGGUUUUCCUCUUCUGGUAACAGAAAUCAACUUCCUACGGUUCUGAACGGCUGGCGUGACGGUGAUUGGAUAUGCAAAUGCGGUUUCCAUAACUAUUCAUCGCGCACUGAGUGUAAAGAAUGCAAUGCGCCUAUACCAUCUGCUGCACCCUCUACGACAAUGAAUACAAUGGCUUCAGAUAUUUUUCCAACAUUGGGUACGAAAAGAUUGGCGCCUGAAGAGUUCAUCAAUGAUUGGGAUAAUAAAAGGCUAAAUGCAGGGCAUGCAAAUCGCCAGUUUUCGGAUUUCAAGAAUUCAGCCGGAUCCAACAGUGAUCAGACACCGGGGAUUUAUCCCAAGGCUAAUGAAAACUCAGCAACAGUGCCAUCUAUACAAGUAAACCAACAGUCUCGACAAGUUGCAACAUUGCCUGCACUCAUAGGAAAAGGUGCGAAACAAUGGCGUGAUGGGGACUGGAUGUGCAGUAAUUGCAACAAUCACAAUUUUGCAUCGCGAACAUAUUGCAAUAGGUGUAAAACUCAGAAAGACGCAGCUGCUCACACUGGUAGUGUGCCAUAGCUUGUAUGUGCUGCUGAAUUGAGAGUUUUGGUUUGUGAGGUUUUCCUACUUGAUAUUGCUUUUCCUCUUCCUUUUUUUUGGGGGUCUUACAUUCGUGGUGAGUAUUAUAUUGGGAGUUAAAUCGGAAUUCUCCUGCUGCUGAAAAUUAUCAAACUACCAUUCUCGCAUUAUUGAGGUUUUCCUGAAUUAGUAAAGUUAAUAAAAAAGAAUUAAUUAGUGUGUUAAGUCACCAGUUGGUUUUCUGUAUUCUGUACUUAUAGCUGCUGUAUAGGAUGCUCUAGUACUAGGAACGCCAAGACCAAGAAUUGUUACUGAACCUGUACAAACUGAGUUUUGGGAGUUUGUGAUGAAAACUUUUCUUCCAUGUACUUGAUUAGCAUGUGGAUUAUGAAUACUUGAAUGUGAUUCUUAUGUAGA